CAAGCUGGUAGCUUUAACUAGUCAUAUUUCGAAGCUCUUGUAAGGUGCACGUUCAUUGCGCGUCUUCCGUUAAUUUAACGGAGGGAUUAAAGUUUUCCAUUUAGUACCUAUAUUAAAUAUAAAAGUCCCGUCAUUAUUAGACUAUUCAUUAUCGUGUGUAAUAAAUACUUUAGUUACUCGAUGAAAAUUCGGUUUAAUUACGUGGUUUCGGCCAUCGUUGCCUUCGCUUUCAUCGUUACUACGGCGAACGCGAAAAAUGACCCGCAGAAUCCGGUUAAAAAUAAUCGGUCGAGUCCGGUCAAACUCAGAGCAAGUAUGGCCGACAACGCGAUCACGACGACUUUUAUUAAAGGUACGGCCGCCGCACAGAUGGUGAUAAUCUCCAACGUAGAAAAGGUAACCGAAAACCAGACGGACGAAAAUCAAAUUUUUAUCAAAAGAUAUACCAACACAAAUCAUCAAAAGGCGAUCAUCAAACCUGGAAGCAGAAAAUGUAGGGAGGGAUUUAUUAAAACGUCUAGCGGAGAUUGUAAACCAAUAUUUCGAGAAGAAUAAGAUUGACGCAGUCUCAUUGCCAACGAGUGCAGGGCUUAGAAUAAUAUACACAGUGAUUCGCCAAGUAUGUGCAUGUGCACCACCUUUUUUUGCCCAUAUUUUCAAAUUCUUGUGCAUUUUUGUAAUACUUAAGAAGUUUUAUGUGGAUAUACAAACUAGAACAUCGUUUUUCUAACGUGAAUAAUUUAGAUCAUCAUUUUACUAGACAUUUGGAUGUAUUAAUCGAGUAGUUUUUGUUAUAUUUAACUUUGGGUAGGUACUAAGGAUAAUAAUAUUAUGUCUAUAAGGUAAUGGGUUAGAAGAUAAAAUGCUAUGGUGAUUUAGGACUAUUAUCAAUACAUUUUAAUAAUUAUAUUAAAUAAGUUCAACUCGUUCAAGUUAAUUAUAGGAACAAAGUGAAAAGAGGAGUUUUCAAUAAAAAACAGAAGUUUGUGUCACCACACGACACUCUUUAAGUAAUAUAAACAAAUUCAAUAAUUGGAAAAACUGGACUUUGAGUAUAUUUUAUUAUUAUUGUAUACCUAUUUGAUUAAAAUGUAAAGUGAUUACUUAUUAUAUGUAUUUAAAAUGUUAUACCUAUGUCAUAUUUUUAACUUCAGUAUAUUUCUACAUUUACAAUUAAAUAAAUGUAUUAUGUGUGUUAAGGCAAUUUCAUUUUAAAUAAUAAAUAUUAUAUUUUUAUUUAA
Molecule: messenger RNA, 1241 nt
Organism: Metopolophium dirhodum (rose-grain aphid)
Lineage: Eukaryota; Metazoa; Arthropoda; Insecta; Hemiptera; Aphididae
Exons: 1
Coding region: 181-555 (124 amino acids)
Source: RefSeq, a predicted model, not a curated record